Phalacrocorax carbo (great cormorant) is the source of this 6623-nucleotide messenger RNA. Lineage: Eukaryota; Metazoa; Chordata; Aves; Suliformes; Phalacrocoracidae. The record is from RefSeq and is a predicted model, not a curated record.
GCAGUUAAGAUAACUGUCGGAUGGGGUGCGAGUCCCACUAAUUGCAGGUCUUGUGCGCGGCACAGAGCCGUCCCUUCGGCAUCACCCGCUGCUCCAAAGCGGAUCUCGGGAGCGGCAGCGGGAGCCGGGCGCAGGCUGCCCACGGAGCCUCCCCGCUCCCGGCCGGGAGGAGAUGUCUGGCCGGUCGGAUGGAGCGGGACGUCUGAAAGCUCUGAAAACUCUCUGAAAGCUGCCUUAAAUAAUUAUAAUCACAUAUUACAACCACAGUACUGAAUCCACAAGGCGAUGUGAUUGAAGUGUACUAUGGUGACAAUCGCUUCGGGACGAUGACCGACUCUGGCACAGCAACACUUAAACCUCGUCCGAGAGUCCGGCCGCUGCUGACUUUCUUACCCCUUAACGCCCAGGAAUCCCACGGGGUGGCUGUGCCAACACCGUCGGUGCCAGAAGACUUUGAGGAAAAAGCAGCUCUUGGCUCCGGCUCCCAAAUCAAUGGCAACUACCGAAUGUACAGCUCGGUGGGGGACCUGCGCCCCCAGGCUCUCGAGGGGGAUGACCUGGAUGAAGACAUCCCUCCACCUCCAUCAGUACCCCCACCACCUCCUCCAACAGCACCGGUGCCUGCGCCACCACGGCCAGACUCACCAGUCCCUCCACCGCCUGAGACGGUGCCGCCACCACCGCCGCCACCCGAGAUAGUGCCGCCACCUCCUGCCAUGGCAGCUCCACCGCCUCCGGCCUCUGCCCUGUCCUCCCCUGGCACACCAGCUCCUCCAGACUUCAUCCCGCCAGCCCCGCCGGGUGCCUCGCCGCUCAGCCGGGCCCCAGCACCCUUCACCACCGGCAUCUCCAAGUGGAAGUCCGAGACGGUGCUGAACACGAGGCAGGCGGAUGCCGAGGGGCCGCUCUGCGCGUCCGAGGCUGGGGUGCCGGCUGCCCCUGGCCCAAAGGAGAGCCUGCAGCCCAAGCACUGCCCCGAGCCCCACCUCACCUUCCCCAGGUCCUUCAAGGUGCCCCCACCGGCCCCAGCCCGCUCCUCCUCCAUCCCCACGCAGGAGAGCCAGCCCAUCCCCAAGCAGCCUCACGCCCGGCCUCCCCUCCCACCCUGCUUCACCAUAAGACCCGCGGCCAAGGCUCACGCAGGAGAAGCCAAGCAAAGAAAUUCCCCGCUGAGACAGGCUGUCGCGAAGCCGGCUGUGCCGACUCCCCCGCCGCUGAGCCCCAAGCCGGGUCUAGGGCUCAGCCAAGGGUCGAAUCCUGCCGGUCGCCGGUCUCCGUUGCCAGGUUCUGAGAUGGAGAGGGUUCCCCAGCCGAAAACAGCCGAGACACACUCGCCUCCAAAAUCUGAAUCUCUCUCUGCAAAUGACCUGGACCUCCCCCCUCCGGACUACCCGACCUGCGAGGACGACUGGAGGGACGCCAACAACCUGAACAGGCUGCGGCACGAGCUCUCGGCCCUCCUGCGCUCCCCACGGAGGGAGGAGAGGCCGCUGGAGAAGCCGGCUGCAAGCCGGCCCGCAGACGGCGGUGCCGGCAGUGCCGACCGUGCCGGCAGCCAUGGGCCCAGUCUCAAUGGGCCCCAACUCAAUGGACCUGCUGGGAAGGAUGUGCAGCUACCCACGGGAGGGGACAGCGAGAAGAAAGAGGUGUCCAGCAGCCCCCCCAGUGCCAAGGGGGGCUCUCCCGGCACGGCUCUCCCCGCUCCAGAGAGCUGCCCUGCCACGCAGACCUGCAGCGUGAUGAAAAUCAGGAACGAGCUGGAGGCUGUGCUGUCCCAGAAGAAAGAGGGGAAACCUGCCCUGGGGCUCAGCAGCCAGAAGCAGAUCACUGAGAAUGGCAGCAGCACCCCACGUAUGAGGAAGAGCCCCCCUGACCUGAGGAAGAGCCCCCCUGACCUGAGGAAGAGCCCCCCUGACCUGGGUGACUCGAUGCUGCCGAAACCAGCCCCAAGCCCGGUCCCAGCACCAGCAGCUGCAGUGGAGAAGGAUGAGACGGGGUAUGAGGACCAUCCUGCUCCUGCCACUAGCAAGGCCACAGAGAACCUGGCCCCUGCUCCUGGGUCCCCUGACAGCAGUGUGAGCCCCCCAGACCCACCUCAGGGACCGGCAGAGGAGCCCCUGACUCCCACCCCGCCCUUGCCCCCCAUUUCUCCCACACAGAGCCCAGGACCGCAGCCCCACCCGGCCGUCUUCCAGUACAAAGUGCACCGAGCUGGGACUAGCCCAGCCGAACCACCCCGUGCCUUGAGCUCGGCUGAACCACCCAGCCCCGCCAGCUCAGCCAGGAGCCCGCAGGGCACCUCGGGAGCGGGGCAAGAGGAGGUGCUGAUCCACCCCGUGACGGGCGAGCGGGUGGAGCGGGGCUCCCCCAUGGCACUGCUCCUGGCAGCCCGGCAGCGUGCCCAGCGGGGCCGGCAGGGUGGUGAGGUGGGAGCCGCACCGCGGGCGAAGCCGCCCCCGAAACUCAGCAGCGCCUCGUCGGACACCACCUCCACCAGCUUCUACCGCCACGAGUCCAAGCCCUACUCCUUCACCGUGGUGCCCCGGCUGCCCACGGCGGGUACAGCGGGGUCAGGAUGGAACAAACCUCUGUCCUUCUCCAGCUCCUCGGAGCAGGGCCGGGACGUGCGGGCGGUGGGCGAGGAGCAGCCCCCAACCCUCCCUGGGCACCGGCAGACCCCUGCCUCCAGCCUGCUGCGGAGCCUCCUCGAGCCCGGGCAGCCGGACCAGCCCGGCCGUGGCAUGCCCAGGGAGGAGGAGGAGAACAGGGAGGCAGCACUGGACUAUGGGAUUAUCCCCCCACCCCCCGAAUUCAGCAACGAGGUGGACGAGGCCAAGGGCCCCCUCCCAAGCCAGGAGGAGAACCGCAAGUGCCCCAGCUUCCCCGACUGCAGCCGGGGCUCGGAGGCGCCGCGGUAUUUCAGGUGGCCGGGCUACGGCCGCAGCUACGGGGGCAGCCAUGAGCUGCCGUCCCUGCUGCCCUCGGAGAAGAGCAGGAGGAAUAGCGACUUCACGCCUCAGUACCCAGAUUACAGCAGCUCUGUCGGUUACUUCAGCCGCUGCCCGAACCCCCGCCCGCUGAUCAAGAAGCGCCUGUACGUCUCUGAGUCCGACAGCUCCUACCCCCGGGCAGCUGCAGCCCCCCGGGGCACGGGCACCCACUCCUCCUACGGCCCCGGGGGGUACAGCUCCCCGGCCGGGGAGGGGGUCCGCCGCCUCAGCUCUGCCCACAGGAACGGCCCCAUGAGCGCUCAGGGCAGGCGGACGUCCCUCGAUGCUGCUGGAAAAGCCGCACCGCACAGCGGUGCCGGGGCUGACGCCAAGUACAAGGGGCAGAACGGGGAUUUCUCGCCUGCCAGCGUGGUGGCAGCCAGCAGACCUGUCCUCGGCAGCUCGCAGUAUGGCAGACCUACCAACACCUUCACGGUCAGGCCCGGGGCACGGCAGCCCAUCUCCUACGCCUACCAGAGCGGCCACCGAUAGGCUUGUCCGCAGGGCGGCUCCGGCUCCGCCGCCUGCCUCCGGCUGGGACGGGGUGAGAAGGCGCCUGGGUCGGUCGAUUCCUUCUCCGUGGGCACCAGGGACGGUCCCAACCUGGCCAGCAAACACUGCUUGAAACUACUGAUGGAGAAGGUGGGGAGUGAAUGUGGGACUUGGACUCUUAACAGACUGUCACGGAGAGCUGUUACUUCAGACGACAGGCUGCUGUCUCGUUACGUGAGCAAACACGGUUUUCCUUCUCCUAUAUCCCCCCCAUGUUAUUUUCAAAAUUGCAGCCUGAUAGGUCUUCUAGGAAAGCCAAAAAGCAUCCUUAGUUCUCUUUAAAGAGCAUCACCACUGGAGAGAUUGUUUUCAGUUUGUUUUUUUUUUAAUUGGUUUAAAUCCAACCUGCUUGGGAUUGGCAAAAACCAACGGGGAGACGUGCAUAAUGGAAGCAAGCCAUUGUACAGCUGAACGUAGGGGAAUUAAAAUAAGAAUGUGAGGCCAGUGGGAUAGAAAUAGAGUUUGGGAUGUCUAGAUCCUAACCUCUUCUGCCCCCAGCUCCUUUAACAGCCUCCAGCAGAUCAAUGAUGCUGAUGCCUUAAAAGCAGCUCCCGGCUUGCAGCGUCUGUCCGGCCGAGCGGGGCCGCUCUGCAAUGGGGGUCUGAGCCCCCUUCGCCAGGGGGGCAUCUGCAGGGGGGCAGCGACUCGCCCAGGUGCGGUGCUGGUGGUGCUUUCCUCGAGGGGUCUCUUGCCACUUCGUACCCACGUAAACCCCACCUCUAAAACCUAAGCCACGGAGUCCUUAUAAACUGUUAUACUGAGACUUGGCUUUAGUUUGUCUGAUUUGGGGGACUAAGAAGCUAAAUUUCGGUGUGCUUGUAGCGUAUUUGUUGCUCCUGGUGCGUGGAAUGUCUGCAGUGACGUACCCAAGGGACCUGGCUCCCGCGGUUCCCGUGAGCGCUUGCCUGGGCGCGCGUGCGAGCCUGUCCCUCCUGCCGGUGCCUCUCGGACACAGCCAGCCGUGGCUCUGCAGGUGGGUGGGAGCUACGAGUAGCCUUGAAGUGGGUAUUUUAUACCACAGAGUGAGCAGUACAGUCUCACGGUACCUGACCAAAGUUUUCAAUACCCAACCUCCUGAAAUUAGAAACCUAUAAUCUUCCUCAUAGGUAAAAUUGCUGAAAAUCACUGUAAGAUAAGUGUAAAAACUUGUAGAGAAUAUUUUCUAGUCACUGACAAACGAAAAGCACUUUGAGACAUUAGUCUACUUUUAUGCAAAGCACUUUCUCUUUUCAGUACCUUACAAUAUCAUUAGUUCCACUCCAGCUUACCCUGCAUCGCACGCACCUGUGUACGCAAGCAGAUUUUGCUCUACAAGUCAACUCAAAAAUCAGUGGUAAAUUUUCUUUUAUGGUGGAGUUUUCAAAAGAGUUAUCUUGAUAUUAAUGUCAUCUUGCUGACGUUCUACGUUUUGUGUUAUUUCCAACUUUACCUAAUAAUUUAUCAGCUGUUUCAAAUAUUGCAGCAGCUUCAAAGUAUUCUGAGCUUUACGUUGCUGUGAAUAAAAUGAAAACACAAAUACCGCGAUCAAUCUAACGGCUAAUUCCAGUGGCGUUUUGAUGCCAGUAAGUCGCAGUGACUUGGAAGAUUUCCAGACAUGCUCACCCCAGCCAGUAUUGAAAUAACACAUUUUAAAUAUCCCGGUGUCGUUCUUUAACAAAUGCUUAUGGAGAAAAGUGACUAUGGAGUAACUAUCUGGGUGUUUAAGUGUGCCGGUGCCAUGUGGAAUAGCUCCUCCUCCUCAAGGCAUGGAAUUUUCCCCAUGCGAGGAGCAUCUCGAGGAUGCUGAAUUAUCUGUGGAAGUAAAGCCACGCUCAUCCUGUGAGUGGCUUCAGGGUCACGUUUUAGUAUUGGAUGAAGUUUCACCAGUUUAACUUGAAACAAAACAAAGAAGCCCCACUGAUAACGUUGCAACCUAAUUGGUUUUUCUUCCUGAUAUUUCUUUUUUUUUUUUUUCAAAAGAGUAAGUUAUAACUGCAAAUUAAUUCUCAAACGGUUUUAAAUUUAAAGGCUUGUUGGGAGACUUUGGCCUUCAGGAUUGACUUUGCCCAGAAAUGGUGUGCGUGCAAUUUCCCUCCUCAGGAAUUCUCCUGAAUUCAAGUGUAUCCCCACGAGUUUUGGUUUUGGGUUUGGUUUGUUUGUUUGGUCUUGAGCAAAAUGUGAAACUCCAAUGGUGGCACUUGCUUUGAAAUGCACAUUUGCUAUUUCACCCAGACACGCAAUUCACAUGUAGUUGUAAUACGGUGUCAUAUGGUGUGGAGUGUCCUGUUUCUAGCAGAUGUGUAUUUGUUUAUAUUAAAUAUUAGAAGCAUCAUAAUGUAAGGCAUUUUUAUGACCUAGCCAUUAUUCAGUCAAAGAACACCCAUUUUGGGAACGCGUAGUGGUCUAAGCGGUAACUAAACCGGGUAGGAGUCUGCUCAUGGUUGGAAAACUGGUUAGCGUGAAUGUUUUAAGCAGGGGAGCUAUUCUAUUCUUUAAACACUUCGGGCUGUCCUCGCUGCUUUGGAGCGCAUUAAGCAAAAUUCUAGUAUUUCAGCAACAACUAGACGUUUAUGCUGGGGCCAUGGGGAACUGUUCGUGUUACAAAGAAAGCCCUGUCAGAGCUGUUGGCAGCCAAAGCACUUGGGGAGCAAGUUAAAUCCGUAAUGAAGAGCGAGGGCCUCUCGGCUGCUUGGUCAGGUAACUUUGUCAGGACAGCACGUGGAUAAACUCUACCCUGAUUCCAGUUUCUGCUCCUUCUCCCCAGCUCUGUUUCAGUAUAUAAAUUUAGCAAUAGAAGGUGAAGAAACUGCGAGGUAGUAAUGGAGCAAAGCGACCUACCUUACAGCCCAUCUCAGCGCCGAAAGCAAUCUUGACGUCUGACAAUGGAAUUAUUCUCACUUCAAUCCUCUUGCUGCAGCUUGGUCAUUCAGCUCUUGAUAUGACUUAAAUUAUCCCCUGUAGCUGCCUCUUCCUCAAAAGUACCUGUUAAGGUAGUGUAACUGAAAUAGCUUUACUUGUAAAGUGUCAAACAAAGUCUCUUAUUUAUGAGUGCCAUUGAACACCAACUUUCUUGCAUUAAAUAUGUCUGGACGUAUUGUUCUA